AUGUCAGCGCUGGAUGCCCUUCGAUGGCAGAACUUUGUGGACCCUUCCAAUGAGCUUGUGUCCACUGAGGGGAAACAAGGAGUGCCGAGGUAUGGUGGUGAGCCUUCUGUUCUCCUAGAAUACACGUAUCGUGUGCGGCUUCGUGAAGCUCGUGAACAAACCAUGGAUUCCUCGGAGUUAAAGAAACUUGGCCCACUAGGCUUGCGCCUGGUGGAUGGUUUGAGUGGCACUGCAUUGCAGAUCGUCAGAGGCAUUCCUGUAGAAGACCUUGCCAAGUCAGAUGGACCUUCCACCAUCAUCAAGCACCUUCAGAAGAUUUUGAAGCCGCGGCGACAGCAGGAGUGUCGGGAACUCUACAACGCCGGGGCCCGAUCUCAUGGAAUUCUAAGCCGUCAGUAUGGAGAACCAAUGGCUUCAUUCAUACUUCGACGUAAGACUUGGUACUCAAUGCUCUUGGACUUGGAUGAGAAGAUGAAGCUUCCUGAUGGGAUUUUGUCUGAGCAGAUACUGAUGACGGCAGGUGUGACUGAGGACCACAAACUUCUCAUUCGCACCGCAAUCCAAGGAGAUGUCACAGUUGACAAAGUUUGCAAUGAGCUGGUUGCACAACAUGCUCGGAUUCAUGAAGAUGAACUUCGACGUCGUGCAGAUCGGUUCAAAGGCUCUCCAGGAAAAGGACGAGGUCGCUUUUCCCCACGGCGUCCUACUUGGAAUGCAAACUAUGUUGAUGCAGAUGAUGAUCACAAUGAUGGAUCAGAGCAUGGGUCACAGUCUCUUGGUGGUUAUGAUGAUCUUGCGUCUUCUACUGCCUACAACACUGUUGAGGGCGAUGUUGAUGAAGAUGACGACGUUGUCUCCACUGUCUAUGAGGCGAUGAUGGCUGAUGGCUUUGAUGAUACGAAUGAAGAGGCCUUGGAAUAUGCCACGGACAUCUUGCAGAUCGAAGCUGAAGCUCAUUUGGCACAUCAACGUGCCAAAGGAAGUGGUCAUUAUGGCUUUGGUCGAGACAAGAAGAACUUCGGCUACAAGGGCUAUGGAAAGAUGUCUGAUGAAGAGAAGAAGGCCAAGAUUGCAGAGCUGAAACGCAAGAGCAGUUGUCGUGCCUGUGGUCAAAUUGGUCACUGGAGCACGGAUCCCGUCUGUCCGAAAGGCGGUGGAAAGAAAGGCAAGAAAGGUGGCAAGUCAGAUUUUCGCAGCUCUUCGGCUUCAACCAUGCAUGGCAAGGGCAAGGGAUGUCCUGGCCCUGUGAAGCAGCGCACGGUCUACUUCACGGUGAAUGAGUAUCACAAUGAGGAUGAAGACAUGCAUGGCACUAAGGUCGUUUCUGAAGAGAAUGCAGUUUUUGCAGACGAGAAGGUUUUUGAGUCGAAGGCCUACAUGUUCAAUGCAGUCCCUCCUCCGUCGUCCUUGCAGCAUGGUGAGAUUGUCAUGACUGCGGAAGAGAUGCUGGAUCAAGCUCUUCGCCAAGCCCAGCAAGGACAUCCCAGGCAAGUUCCACCGUUGCCUCUUGGAUCUGGUCAUGUUGUUGCCCACAGCAACAUUCCUGUGGAUAUCAGUGGUGAAGACGGAGAUCAAGAAUUUGAUGUUGUUAGCGAUUUGGGUUCUCAUUUGGGGGCACAUGCCAUCGUACCUUUGAGCUCUACUAUUACCACUGCGCAUCAUGGGAAUCCUGUGUCAUCCACGUCAAGUGUUGACCAAGACUUUCCUCAUGAUGUUCCACCAGGUGCAGCAGCAUGUCCGCAUCUGAAUGUGACACGCAGGGGUAGCAAUGCAUAUCUGAGACUUACGACAUGCAAAGACUGCGGCUUCGUCAUGGAACGAGUCAAGGUGUUGGAGCGCAAGAAGAUGAACACCCUGGAGCCAUUCAGAAUGUCCUCACAACUCAAAGGACUUUCGUGGCACUACGGGCACAACAUGGCGAUGGAGAUGUCGAGAUUGCGGGCAUCAAGAGACCCUGUUGAUCAAGUCAUGUCCAUGAUGCUCUUGACCAUUGACAUCUACCAGAACAUGGGCGCUCAGGUACCUCAACGUUCUGGCAUCAAGUUCCUCCACGGCAUUCAUGGUCAUGUUCGAGUGGCGGGCAAACGAAAGAUCCCCGUGUUCUUCAAGCUUUUGAAUGGCGACUUUGCCAAUGGUGUAAUCGACUCAAUUGAGAUCGCUGACGGUGAAGCUCCUUUGCUUUUGAGCACACGUGCACAACGAGCCCUGGGUCUGGUCUUGGACUUUAGUCGCAACAAGUUCUUCAGCCAUGUUUUUGAUGAUGACCUUGAGGUGGUGGAUCGAGAUGGACUUCCUGGAAUUCGAUCUCACCCAGGCGAUCACCACUCGAAGAACUUGGCUCUGAUGUCGCAACAUGGGCAAGCGAUGGGUUUCGAAACGAUGGACUUCGAUUACCCUGGUUCCGACUUAGAUUUGCUCGGACCAGGGGGCCCAGCGACUCAGGCAAAUGACCCAGAUGAUUCUGAGGACGAACCUUUGGAUUUGAGGGACGUUCCCAACAGUCGGCUCGAUUUGACUCAGUGCACUGUGAAGACCAUGACCAAGGGCACCAAGAAACAACUGAGCAACAACAUGGAAGACAUUGAGAAGGAGGAUCAUGCAAUGUGGUGUUCGCUUCGCAAUGACCAGAAACCCUACCACAAGAUCAAGAAGAUGUUGCCACGUGGAUGUAAAUCCUUUGUCCUUGAGAUCUUUGCAGGCAUGGCCACUUUGACUAUGAUGGCAGCUUCGUUGGGCCUGCCAGUUUCAGCACCAGUGGAUCUUGAAGUUGGAGGUGAAGCUCACAAUGUGCUGAAUGCCAAGCGCCGCAAAGAGAUCUCGGCAUAUGUGGAAUCAGAAGAUCCCUUCCUCCUCACGUUUUCUCCUGUUUGCACUUUUGGGAGUCCUUGGCAGAACAUCAACAUGCUUGAUCCACAACAAUAUGAACGAAUCAUGCAGUCGAGGAAGAUUUGGUAUCCCGUGAUCAAAUGGAUUUGUGAACUUGUGAUUUCUCGGUUGAAGGCAGGCCGAGAAGUUUUGUUUGAACAACCGUGGCCCUCCGGCAUGUGGAAUCUCAAGUGCCUCGAGGAUCUGAUUGCCAUGGGGAUUCAGAAUGACAUCACGGGUGAGCCUCUUGAACGAAUUCGACUGGAUCAAUGCAUGUAUGGUCUGGUUGAUCGAGAUAGCCUUCUACCACAUCAAAAGCCUACUGGUCUUCUUCUUUCUUCAUAUCACAUGAAGCAGCGCCUUGGUGAUCUUUGCGAUCACAACCAUGAACAUCAAAGACUUGAGGCUGGUCAAAAAACGAAGAGAGCACAAGUGCUCAUUGGCGCCUAUGAAGAGAUGCUUUCCAAUGUGGUUCAGACAGCUUUUGCUCCUGAGCAUGAUGCAGAAGUUCGAGAAGAAACUGGACCUUUUGAUGGCGUCUAUGAUGAGAAUGACUUUGCAGAGCCCAUGCUGAAGAGAAGGCGCAUUGAUUUCAAUGAACUGACCAGAGAAGAAGAUCUUGAAGAACUUCCUACUCUGGGAGAAGACUUGGCUAUGGAAGAAGAGAGAGACCGCAAGGCAAAGUGGUUGAAGCUGCCGAAAGAGAAGCGUGUAGCACUGCGUCGUCUUCACCACAUGACUGGACAUUGCAGUGUUGCUUCUAUGGUUCGUAUGUUGAAAGCCUCUGCCGCAGACAAAGAUGUUCUUGAAGCUGUGAAGCAUUUCUCUUGUCAAGUUUGCAAAGAGACAACCAAAGAAGACAAACCAGCCAUUUCGAGACCUCCAAAGCCUAGCUUCCAGCAGACUUUCAACUAUGAGCUGGCAGCAGAUGUCUUUGAGAUCAAGGACUCGGAAGGACACCGACAUGGAGUUCUUUCAUUGGCCGAUAUGGCAACUCAUUUUCAUGUUGCGGUGCGGGUUUGUGGGGGUGGAACUCCGUCCUCCAAAUCGUGCGCUGAUGCUUUGAAUUUGGCUUGGUUUUCAUGGGCUGGAGCGCCACAGUUCUUUGUCUGCGAUCAAGGAGUUCACAACAAAGGCAAGGUGUCUGCGUUUCUUAGAGCGCAUGGAGUGGAAAUUCGACAAGCAGGAGCAAGAGCCCCUUUUCAGAUUGGCACUGCGGAACGUCAAGGUGGUCUUUUGAAAGAAAUCCUUCGAAAAGCAGUUCAUGACCACCAGAUCCAUGGAGCAGAUGCCAUUGCAGCCCUUAUCACGGAAUGUGCGAAGGUCAAGAACCAUCUUCUCAAUGUUGGUGGAUACUCUCCUUCACAAUGGGUCAUGGGCUUUCAGCCUGCUGACAACACCAGCUUGAUGGAUGGCGAUUUGAUGAGAACAUUGGCGUUCACCAGAACUUGA
Messenger RNA from Cladocopium goreaui, 4317 nucleotides. The record is from the annotation of a GenBank genome assembly. Lineage: Eukaryota; Dinophyceae; Suessiales; Symbiodiniaceae.